AAUUUUCUUUAGGUAACCUUAGACUCUAGAGCCCUGAGAGAAUCGUGGAACUUUAGGAGUUUAAGACUUACAAGUUUGAGUCUCCCAUUGUUAGCCUCAAUUUUUAAUUCGACAACAACUUCGGCCGCCUACGUUCCCCUAAUUGGGCCUGGUCAAGUUUCGCCUCCUAGAUUUUGCGCUACGUUUGUAGAACCUUUUUUAUUCGUUGAUAGGUUUUCGUUUCGUACAUCUGUUCGUUAUUUGUCAUUCGUCAUUCGCCAUUUGUUCCGUUUACGAUAGAGCGUCAUCUAUUCCCAUCCGUCCUUCUCCGUGCUCGCUCGAUCUAGAUCACCUAAGCCCAGGUCGAAUCAGCAACCAAUACCGUACACGCAGUCGCGACUAUCGCUACCCGUCCCUCCGUAUCCGUCCUCCCGAGUACGGUCUCGCUCGGCCAUGCCCAGCGCAACCUCUUCCGGCUUCGACGCCUCGGGCGGGUCGAGCCGAUCGCGAGAUCAUAACCAAGGAAACCAGGAACGCAAGUGUACCCCUGAGCAGAAAGCCGCGGUCCUGCGAAUCCGGCGGUGCAAGGCGACCGCCUUCUACGACAUCUUAGAACUCGAAGCCGUACGGAAGACGUGCAGCGAUGCCGAUAUCAAGAAGGCUUACCGCAAGCAAUCCCUCCUCACGCACCCGGACAAGAACGGCCACGAACAUGCGGACGAGGCUUUCAAGAUGGUCAGCCGUGCCUUCGGCGUGCUAGGCGACAAGGAGAAGCGCGAAAAGUACGACCGCUUCGGUACCGAUCCGGAUAGCAGGUUUGAGAGCGCGAGGGCCCAGGCUGGCAAUCCAUUCAAUAAUUUUGGUGGUAUGAGACCCGGUAGGGGGGCGGGGGCAGGAUCCGGCGGGGGAGGCAUGUGGGAGGACGAUAUCAGCCCGGAGGAAAUGUUCGAGAGAUUCUUUAGUGGUGCUUUUGGUGGUCCUUUCGGGGGGUUCGAUACGGGACCGCAGUUCGUAUUUAACAUCGGCGGAAACAGGGGCUUCCGCGUACACCAGAUGGGAGGAGCAAAUCCGCGCAGGAGACCUCGGGAAGCCGAAGGUCAGCAGCGGCCUCAUACAGGCUGGGACACGCUCAUCAGCCUGUUGCCGAUCCUAUUCCUCUUCGUGUUCCCGCUGCUGUCAUCUAUAUUUUCGGGCGGCGAAACGCAGCCGGCAGUACCCUCGAUGGUUUUCGACGCGGCCGCGCCGCCCCUAACUUACCACCGAACCACCCCCAAACUUGGCGUCGAUUACUACGUUAAUCCAGCUCAGGUUGUCGACUGGAACGACUACCAAUUUCGUCAGUUAGAUAAAGAGGCCGAGGUCGGUUUCGUGCGCGUCCUCCGCCGCCGCUGCGACACUGAGAUGCGCACCAAACGCGACCUGAUCGAUAAGGCGCAAGGGUGGUUUUUCCCGGAUCCAGACAAGAUGAAGAUUGCGGACCAGUUCGAGAUGACAUCAUGUAAGCGUAUGGAUGCCCUGGGUAUCUCGCGGUAGCACACCUCUGCAAUUUGACAGUAUAAUUUUCGAGCGACUCGAGUAUGCGAGACCUGUAGUCUAAAGACGUAGGCGAAUCCGUGAGAGAUUUAGUCGAUAUGACUACUUUGACGUUAAUGAAAGGGAGCUACGCGUCGAUCAGGCCAGCGGGAUUUUGACAGAUGCGCCAGGCGUUCAGGGGGAGAGAUUGGGAAUCAAUAGGGUAGCAUAUCCUCUGCCAAGUCUAGUAGGUAGUGCGCGGCGGACGUGGGAGUUCUCAUAUUCGUGUUACAUCCUUCAUGCGAUCAUAUAGACAGAUGGGCAUUCCUACGUGUGCCGCGUUUUGGGCCGGGUGUGUAUUUCGUCUUGUGUAGACCGUGUUAUUACUGACUUACCUACCUUGCAGCCGUGCUUGGGACGAAUCUCGAAGGCACAUUUGCCCUUAAGGUCACUGGAUUCUCGUAGUUAGCUCCUAUCAGAAGCAUAAUGCACUUAGACAUCUUUUCUCUCGUACAUUAGACGCGCAGUGAGACGGCAUGGGCAGAAAGUAGUCGCCACAUUUAAUACUGAUAACAUAACACGCACAUUAUUCCA
This is a messenger RNA of Daldinia decipiens, 2085 nucleotides long. RefSeq names its product DUF1977-domain-containing protein. Gene Ontology annotation, biological process: cellular response to misfolded protein. Gene Ontology annotation, cellular component: endoplasmic reticulum membrane. The coding region runs from base 433 to 1512 and encodes 359 amino acids. The transcript has 2 exons. NCBI's taxonomy places the organism in Eukaryota, Fungi, Ascomycota, Sordariomycetes, Xylariales, Hypoxylaceae. The record is from RefSeq and is a predicted model, not a curated record. Gene Ontology annotation, molecular function: Hsp70 protein binding.